AUUGAGAAUUGAGAAACCACCCUCCCCACCCUCACCCCUCUUUCCCAUUUUCACCUUCCUUUCUCAACCAUUUAUUCAGAUUCCUUCUGCGUGUUUUCCAUUUGAUUGUGCUCAAUACAGACGCCUCAAUCUCUUCUCAAUCUUCAUUUCUUAUGCUGCUCUCGACUGCUGCUUCUAAUUUUCAAUUCUUUUUGGAACUAUAAGAAGGGGGAUUUUUUUGUUCUUUAAUUUUUAAUUUUUUUUUUUUUAUUUGGGAUUUUUUUGAUAUCGAGUUCUUAAUUGUUAUCUGUGCUGGUUUGAACUGGGUUUAUUGCUCAAAAUCAUCCAUAGACCACAAGGAAAUUUGCUCUUUAAUCUCCGGCUGAAAGAACAAUCAAAGGCUAAUUUCGUUUUGCCAAAUUUUUGUGUUUACUGGGGGACUGGUGUGUGUGUAUUUUUUUUAAAAUUUUUUUUUUUGUUCUUGGCUUCUCUUUAGCCCUGUGAAUAUCUUCAUCCUGCGUUUGGAAAUUGUUAAGGAUUUUAAUUUUGGAAAAAAAAAGGAAAUUAAAGAAAGAAAAAGAAAAUACAGACAUGGGAAAGCAGGGACCUUGCCAUCACUGUGGUGUUACAAGCACUCCCCUUUGGCGCAAUGGCCCUCCCGAGAAGCCAGUACUCUGCAAUGCUUGCGGCUCGAGGUGGAGAACAAAGGGGACUCUUGCAAAUUAUACGCCUCUGCAUGCUCGGGCCGAACCUCAGGAAUUUGAGGACUAUAGGGUCUCCAAAUUGAAAGUCGUACCAAUGAAGAACAAGGAAGCAAAAGUUCUGAAGCGGAGGUAUGAUAAUGAUGCACAUGCUACUGAAUUUGGGGGAGUUCUCCCCGACUUUAAUCAGGGGUUCCGCAAAGGGCUUGAGGAAGACACGAGUAACAGGUCAAGCUCUGGCUCGGCUGUAUCACACUCAGAGAGCUGUGCCCAAUAUGGUGGUGGCGGUGGUGGUGGUGGUGAUGCAAGUGAAUUGACAGGUCCAUCGCAGCCUGUCGUGUGGGACACAGUGGUGCCAUCCAGGAAGAGAACAUGCGUCACUCGUCCAAAGCCGUCGCCAGUCGAGAAACUCACCAAGGAUCUCUAUACUAUAUGGCACGAACAACAGUCAUCAUGUGUGUCCGCCUCUUCCGAAGAGGAAUUGCUUCUUGAAAGUGACAAACCGAUGGUUUCUGUUGAGAUUGGACAUGGAAGUGUUCUUAUUCGGCAUCCUAGCUCGAUUGCCCGGGAAGAAGAAUCGGAAGCUAGCUCUCUUUCAAUUGAUAACAAGCACCGAACUUUGAAUCCUAAGCAAUUGGCUUUCGCCGGCCUUGUGAAGGAUGCUGGUGCUAAUUUCUCAAGUAAAGGAGUCGAUAAAAUAAAAAAACCAGUUAAUCUUGGACCCGAGCAGCCCAAAAGUGCCAGAGACAAGGAUCAAGCCGACAAUGUGCACGUGAUGACAUAUCAUAAAUCACCACUAUGUUACAUAGACCUACAAGAUAUUGUAAAUAUCGACAAAUUUACAACCCAUUUAACUCAGGAGGAACAACAACAACUGCUAAAGUUUUUACCUUCUGUUGACACUUCUGUAUCUACGGAAAGGGAUUCAUCUUUGGUCUCCCGUCUCGGCAGCAUGUUCGAUAGCCCGCACUUAAAGGAGAAUUUGGCGUCUUUCCAGAAACUUCUUGCGGAUGGACUUUUUGAUAAUUCGUUGUCCGGGCUCAAGGCCGAAGAUCGUAGAGCGCUGAAGAAAGCUGUAUUGUGUAAUUCUAUAAAAUCAAAGUGGGUCGAGCAUUAUAAAGACCUCAAGGAUUCGGCGGGUAAACGAACCGCCAAAAAAUCGGAGCUUGCGGCUAAAUCUAAGCCCCUCGUGACUGAGUCCUCAGCGAGUGUGAAACGAUCGCACGACGGACUGCACCAAAGGAUUUCAGGAGCAAAGGUCGGGAAUGUAAUGAAGAGCCCGAGAAGGAUAUCGAUGUUGUCGGGGUAUGAUCAGAAGGAAAACUCUUUCUUCGGCGGCAAGGGACUCUUUUCAUCACAUUACGACGAUGGCUCGUCGCAAGUGCUCGAUUCUUCCCAUUUUGUCGAUGACAACUCCGAGCAAGAUUUGCUGCUCAACGUCCCGUCUUAUGGCUCGUUCCCGCAGGCUGAAUUGCUCCCGAAUUCGAGCCUCGCUGCUCAAGCGAGCGCCAGCAGCAGUUCAGUGUACCCAAAUUUUGGUCAUCCCUGAAGCCCCGUCUCUCGACAAAAGGUACUUUUUGUAUUCGAAAGAACCUAUGGUAAAGAACAUGUGUUCUUGGUAUUGUUUUGCUAUGUUUUUACCACAAAGGAGUGUCGAGACGAGGCUGCGGUUGCCUGUUUGCCCUGCCUUGCCUUAUCUCUGUUUACAUACAUUGAAGUACCCGGGAAAAUGGAUCGAGCUGGAUCGACCCUUUUCCCGAUCUUUGUUUUUUUUUUUUUCUAAAGAAGAAAAUAUUGUUUUUCAUCUUUGUAUAAUCGAUGAAGGGAUAUUUAUAUAGCGGAACAGGUGACGAGGAGGAAUGAAAAUUGUCCCGGGUUUCUGCGAAA
Molecule: messenger RNA, 2567 nt
Organism: Andrographis paniculata
Lineage: Eukaryota; Viridiplantae; Streptophyta; Magnoliopsida; Lamiales; Acanthaceae
Product: GATA transcription factor 26-like
Exons: 8
Coding region: 571-2229 (552 amino acids)
Biological process (GO): regulation of DNA-templated transcription
Molecular function (GO): sequence-specific DNA binding; zinc ion binding
Source: RefSeq, a predicted model, not a curated record